CCCGCGUCGCGAUAUCGCGCGGAAGUCGAGACGCGGCUUGUGCAUGCAAUUGCGUACUUUGCUCGUUGGCUUGGGCAACGGAGACAAGCAGUACACUGCAACACGUCACUCCCUCGGUCGAUAUGCGCUCCACGAGCUUCGAGCAAUGCUCGACAUGCCAGCUAUGCGCUAUGACAGAACCCUAGGCGGCACACACUCGUCGCUUAUGAUCGGCGGACGUCAGCUCACGCUCUACGAAGCUCGCUCGUUCAUGAAUGUCUGCGGCCCAUCGAUAGCCAAGGCCGUCAAGCGGUUCGAGCCAGACCACCUCAUUGUCAUGCAUGACGAUCUUGACGUCGCUCCCGGCAUGCUUAAAUACAGCAAAGCGGGCGGCACGCGUGGCCAUAAUGGACUGCGCAGUCUCGACGCAACUCUCAAAUCCCCCAGAAGGGAACUUAUCCGGUUGGGCAUUGGCAGGCCGAGCUCAGGCAGCGUUGCAGACUACGUACUCAGCUCGCUCGGUCAUACGGAAGCAGGCGAUUUCGCAUACGACGCCGUCACGCGUCAGCCUGGGGCAGCGCUCGAGCAGCUAUGGCAAGUCAUCCAAGACGCGAUGGCGAGCGCAAGCGCACAAAAAGAGGCGCAUGCAAAGUGAUUACAAGCAACAGUAGCCGGUCUACAUGGAGGCCGAACGGUCAUUUUAUCACCAUUCGCCGAGACUGUAGAGCUCGAGCAAGGCGUCACCGUAGGCCUUGCGCUUGUCAGGCAAAGCGGUGGUCGUGUCUGCCGUCGCAGGAUCCAAGCCGCAGGUGAGCGCUAGGAGCGCUUUCAGCGAGUCUACAUCGUAGGGUAUUGUUUUGCUAGAGCGCAAGCGUGCCACAAAGAGCUGGACUGCUGUGUCAGCAAGAGCCAAGGCAUCGGAUAUGAGCGACGUACUUCUGCGCUGUUUGCGACAUCAGAGGUUGCAGUCGUGUUCAGCAUUUGCCAGAAAGCCCUGCUCGA
This is a messenger RNA of Mixia osmundae IAM 14324, 981 nucleotides long. RefSeq lists its product as uncharacterized. NCBI's taxonomy places the organism in Eukaryota, Fungi, Basidiomycota, Mixiomycetes, Mixiales, Mixiaceae. The transcript has 2 exons. The record is from RefSeq and is a predicted model, not a curated record. Gene Ontology annotation, molecular function: peptidyl-tRNA hydrolase activity. Bases 146 to 634 code for a protein of 162 amino acids.